UUUAACUCCUCACUGUUCCCAUGUUUCCACCCUGCAGGAGUGAAGAGACCCGCAGCCUCCAACAGAUGGUGCUGAUCUCUCUGUCCACAUCAAGAGUUGGGUGAUAAUUCAACAGUUAUGUCAUUAGGUGUGCAGCUACCUCAGCAAGGAGAGCUGUCAUCGGCGUCAUGUUCACUGCUGCAGACCCGUCCUCUGCAUCUCCCUCCUCACAUCCCCCCCUCACACCUCACACCUCACCAGCCUGCUGCUCGUUUUUGCCCCCCUUUUUCUUUUCCUUUUCUUUUUUCUGACCACAUCUGCAUCCUUCAGUCCGUCUUGUUGAAGAGUUCCUCAUCCGGCUGUCACUUUUGUAGCUCGUCUGCGUGGGCUGACACAAACUCUUCCAUACCUCCAAGAUGCACCUGAAAAGGUGAGGUGGAAAAAAAAAAAAAAGAGGAAGAAGAGGAGGAAGAAGAAGAGCGCCUCUUUUCUCCUAAGGGUGUCCACUCGUUUUUGGGCAGAUCACCCUCCGAUGCAAUUAACCCAGGAAGGCGACUUUGUCAAGGGGGACUCAACGCCGACCACCGCAGCUCUCCAGUCCGACGGCAGCGCCGGAUCUCCGGCCAAAAUGUGCAGUGAAUGUUACGUGAACCAGACGUUUGUGAACGACGAUGGGACCGUGAACGAGCACAAGCCACGCUCCACUUCGGCGCGACUCCAGACCAACGCCGUCAACAGCAGCAGCAGCAGCAGCAGCGGGGUUAUCUUGGACAUCUCCACUCUUAAGAUGGAGCAGCAGGAGAGCGAGGUGCCUCCACUGCCGCCCCGCUUCCGCUUCAGAGACCUGCUGCUCGGGGACCAGAACUUGAACGAUGACAGGGUGCAGGUCGAGUUUUACGUCAACGAGAACACCUUCAAGGAGCGUCUGAAGCUUUUCUUCAUCAAGAACCAAAGAUCAAGUCUUCGGAUUCGCGUGUUCAACUUCUGCCUGAAGCUGCUCACCUGUCUGCUCUACAUCAUCCGAGUGGUGACGGACAAUCCCGGUCAGGGGCCCAACGCCAACCACAGCGCGGGACAGCAAACCUCCAGCGGCAACAGCAAAUGCGUUGACUGCCAGUGGAACGGAUCGGUGCAGGACAGAGAGAUUAACUGGGAGCUGAUCUUCUGGGUGGACAGAAAGAUUCCUGUCUGGGCCAUUCAGGUGAUUGUGGCCAUCAUCAGUUUCCUGGAGACGAUGCUACUGAUGUAUCUGAGCUACAAGGGGAACAUCUGGGAGCAGAUCUUCCAGGUGUCUUUUCUUCUGGAGAUGAUCAACACGGUUCCCUUCAUCAUUACGAUCUUCUGGCCCUCGAUAAGGGGCAUCUUCAUUCCCGUGUUCCUCAACUGCUGGCUGGCCAAGUGUGCUUUGGAGAACAUGAUCAAUGACGUCCACAGAGCAAUCCAGAGGACCAACUCAGCCAUGUUCAACCAGGUCCUCAUUCUCAUCUGCACCCUGCUCUGCCUGGUCUUCACUGGCACAUGUGGAAUCCAGCACCUGGAGCGAGCGGGCAAAAACCUCUCCCUCUUCAACUCCUUCUACUUCUGCAUCGUCACGUUCUCCACCGUCGGCUUCGGAGACGUCACGCCGCGCAUAUGGCCCUCCCAGCUGCUGGUGGUCAUCAUGAUCUGCGUGGCUCUGGUGGUGCUGCCCCUGCAGUUCGAGGAGCUGAUGUACCUGUGGAUGGAGAGACAGAAGUCUGGAGGGAACUACAGCCGCCACCGAGCGCAGACGGAGAAACACGUCGUACUUUGCGUCAGCGCGCUGAAGAUAGACCUGCUCAUGGAUUUCCUCAACGAGUUCUACGCCCAUCCCAGACUGCAGGACUACUAUGUGGUGAUCCUGUGCCCGAGUGAGAUGGACCUCCAGGUGCGGCGAGUGCUGCAGAUCCCUCUGUGGUCUCAGCGGGUCAUCUAUCUGCAAGGAUCCGUCCUCAAAGACCAGGACCUGCUGCGAGCCAAAAUGGAUGACGCAGAGGCUUGCUUCAUUCUGAGCAGCCGUAACGAGGUGGAUCGCAUGGCUGCGGACCAUCAGACCAUCCUGAGAGCCUGGGCAGUGAAGGACUUCGCUCCAAACUGUCCCCUUUACGUCCAGAUACUCAAACCUGAAAAUAAGUUCCACGUGAAAUUUGCAGAUCAUGUCGUGUGUGAGGAGGAGUUCAAAUACGCCAUGCUGGCCCUCAACUGUGUGUGUCCAGCCACCUCCACCCUGGUCACGCUGCUUGUGCACACCUCCCGCGGAAGAGAAGGACAACAGUCUCCGGAGCAGUGGCAGAGGAUGUACGGGUGUUGCUCCGGCAACGAGGUGUACCACAUCAGAGUGUGCGACAGCAAGUUCUUCGGGGAGUACAACGGCAAAAGCUUCACAUAUGCUUCCUUCCACGCUCACAAGAAGUACGGCGUCUGCCUGAUCGGUAUAAAGAGGGAGGAGAACAAGAGCAUCCUGCUGAACCCUGGCCCGCGCCACAUCAUGGCCGCCACGGACACCUGCUACUACAUCAACAUCACCAAGGAGGAGAACUCCGCCUUCAUCUUCAACCAGGAGGAGAGGAAGGGCCGUCCAGCCGGGGGCCUUUACGACGGACCCUCGCAGCUCCCCGUGCACAGUAUCAUCGCCAGCAUGGGCACGGUUGCCAUAGAUCUUCAGAAUACGAGCCCACCUGACUCAGGCAUCAAACUGGUCCCACCUACAGUGAACGGGACCGGGGGCCGCCGGCCGAGCAUCGCUCCAGUCCAGGAGAUCGCCGACUCCUCCUCAAUCCUGCCGUGCGACCUCCUCAGCGACCAAUCAGAAGAUGACUCUGUCUUCAUAGACGAGAAAGGCCACUCUUCUACUGAGUACGUGAAAGGUUAUCCCCCCAACUCUCCGUACAUUGGGAGCUCGCCCACCUUGUGCCAUCUGUUGGCUGAAAAAGCCCCGUUCUGCUGCCUACGACUCGACCAGGGCUGCAGGCACAACAGUUUCGAGGAUGCGAAGGCUUACGGUUUCAAAAACAAGCUCAUCAUCGUGUCCGCCGAGACCGCCGGGAACGGCCUCUAUAACUUCAUUGUGCCUCUCAGAGCUUAUUACAGACCCAGGAAAGAACUCAACCCCAUUGUCUUGCUGUUGGAUAACCCGCCAGAUAAUCACUUCCUGGAGGCCAUCUGCUGCUUUCCAAUGGUCUACUACAUGGCCGGGACCAUAGACAAUUUGGACAGCCUGUUACAGUGUGGCAUUAUCUACGCCGAUAACUUGGUUGUUGUGGACAAAGAGAGUACGAUGAGUGCCGAGGAGGACUACAUGGCCGACGCCAAAACUAUCGUCAACGUGCAGACGAUGUUCAGGUUGUUUCCCAGCCUCAGUAUCAUCACGGAGCUUACUCAUCCAUCCAACAUGCGGUUCAUGCAGUUCAGAGCAAAGGACUGCUAUUCACUGGCCCUCUCCAAGCUGGAGAAGAAAAGAGUUUUAAAUGCUGUUGACCCUGGCUCUCCCCCACAGAAAGAGCGUGAUAAAGGCUCCAACUUGGCCUUCAUGUUUCGCCUACCCUUCGCUGCUGGCAGAGUGUUCAGUAUUAGCAUGCUGGACACCCUGCUGUAUCAGUCUUUUGUGAAGGACUACAUGAUCCUCAUUGCGAGGCUGCUGCUGGGGCUGGACACCACUCCAGGAUCAGGAUACCUCUGUGCUAUGAAAGUAAAAGAGGAGGAUCUGUGGAUCAGCACGUAUGGCAGACUGUUCCAGAAGCUCUGCUCCUCCAGUGCUGAAAUUCCUAUCGGGAUCUAUCGGACAGAGUCCCAUAUUUUCUCCACUUCUGAGUCCCAGGUGUCGGUCAGCGUUGACGACUGCGAGGACACAAAGGACCGGGGCGACGAGCCUCGCGGCAACGAGCAGUCCGAUCACCCCCUGCUGAGGAAGAAGAGCAUGCAGUGGGCGCGGCGGCUGAGUAAGAAAAGCGUGAGGUGGCAGGGAGUGAACCGGGACUCCAGCAAGGACCACGCCCAGCGCAUCGCCCAGCAGCGCCUCAACCUCUACCGGCGCUCCGAGAGGGAGGAGCUGUCCGAACUCGUCCGCAACCGCAUGAGGCAUCUGGGCCUCCCGACGUCUGGAUAUGAAGACCUAACAAAUCUAACAGCCAGUGACGUCAUGAACAGAGUCAAUCUGGGAUACCUACAGGGUAAGAAUUCAACUUACAGAAGGCAGAUCACAACACUGUCAUACAGGCGUGUUUAUUUCAACUUGCUGACUGUGGUGACGUUUCUGUUUUCAGAUGAGCAGAAUGAUCACCAGAACACUCUGUCCUACGUCCUCAUCAACCCGUCUCCUGACACCAGGCUGGAGCUCAAUGACAUUGUGUACCUGAUUCGUUCGGACCCUCUGGCUCACGUCCCGGAGGAGCCUCCGCUCCACAGCAGCAGCCUGAAGGAGAGACGCGAGUCCAGCACAGACACCAGAGAGGACACCCAGCUCUGAUAGCAUGCUGACCUUCACCGGUUCACUCCUUUUUUGAGUCAUCCCCCCUUCAGCUGUCACGAGGGGGAGGGGUCUGGCUGCGUCCGUGCAGGUCCGACGUGAAUGAGGACAAUCUGUGCUGCGAUGUUUCCAAGCGCUGCAGUGUACAACUGUAUUAUACGAGUGCCUAUGACAUUUGACAUGUCAUCCGUGGCGUUUUCAUCCUCUCGCCACAAACAGUGUGUGUGAGAAAAGUGUAUUCAUGUCUGUGAAUGCUCUCUCAGAUGAGCGGUCGUGGACAAGCUCGCCCACGUGUUAAUUUAGCUUCAGGUCCGGUCGAUCACACUGAUUCCAAUCUGAUUCACCAAAUUAAGCAGUGAGGAUCACAGGAUGACCUCUCUGAUAUUCAUUGAAACUGCAUCUAAAAGUCUACGUUUUGUUUAUGCACUUUUGAAUUGUGGCUCCACUCAGGAAAAAGUGCAAGUCGACCAUCCAGAUCAGAUACUUUUGGUCUUUUCUCGUCCUUUUGGGAUGACCAGAAAUCAGACGCGCAUACACUAAAUUUCCUCCGAGCCAUGCACUCAUCACGUGAAAUCACAACCUCCAACACAUCCAACCCUAUGUGACUUAUAUGAAAUAUGUGCAUUAAAGCUUUCAAAAGCUUAUUUUUGUAGCUGAACACAUAGAAGUAUUUAUUCAGUGGUGUAGAGGUCUUAAUUAGUAAGUUAUGUACAAACUAUGAUGGUAACUGUAAAUGUUCACUGCCGUACAUUUCUUAGUUUGGACGAGGCACUAACAAUAGUUUAGUUCAGCCCUUUAAACAGGACAUGUCAUAUAUUCAGUACAGUGCCAUGAAGUAUUUAUUUGACGAUUUGUAAUAUAGUGACAAGAAAACCUGAUUUAACCUUCAGCACUGCUCGGUGAAAAGCGUUUGCUUACUGAUUAAUCAGCAUUUUGUGCGGCUGUUUCGUCGAAGGUACGUAUUUCUAAACAUGCUACACAAGAAUUUUUGACUCUGACUCUUUGACUUCGUACAUAAUUGAAUGUUGAAAUAUAUUUGUACUUGAGUUUCAUUUCAUUUUAAGGUGCACAUUAAAGUGCUGUAUGAUGAAGAAAGGA
Molecule: messenger RNA, 5560 nt
Organism: Acanthopagrus latus (yellowfin seabream)
Lineage: Eukaryota; Metazoa; Chordata; Actinopteri; Spariformes; Sparidae
Product: potassium channel subfamily T member 1-like
Exons: 30
Coding region: 512-4462 (1316 amino acids)
Biological process (GO): potassium ion transport
Cellular component (GO): membrane
Molecular function (GO): intracellular sodium-activated potassium channel activity
Source: RefSeq, a predicted model, not a curated record